Messenger RNA from Acromyrmex echinatior (Panamanian leafcutter ant), 1925 nucleotides. RefSeq names its product opioid-binding protein/cell adhesion molecule homolog. Gene Ontology annotation, cellular component: neuron projection membrane. The record is from RefSeq and is a predicted model, not a curated record. Gene Ontology annotation, biological process: synapse organization. Lineage: Eukaryota; Metazoa; Arthropoda; Insecta; Hymenoptera; Formicidae.
GUCACUGUCGCGGAGACGGAGAAGGAUAAGAAGAGAACCGUACGAUACCGCUCACAGAAAUACCCAGUAUGAAGGAUCAUCGAGGAGGAUGGCUGCACGCCGUGCUACCUCUGAUAACGUUCCUCUUGCAUCAGACAGAAUGCGCGGCCAAGAACGGAAGAUCUGUAGUGGAGCACCAUCCGUCCUCUUACUGGGAACAACCCUUUAGUCAGCCUUACUUCGACAACACGACAAAGAGGGAGACCACAACCACCGUUGGGCAAUCCGCUUACCUGCACUGCAGGGUGCGCAAUCUUGGCGAUCGUGCGGUCUCAUGGAUCAGGCAGCGAGAUUUGCACAUCCUCACUGUCGGCAUCCUAACAUACACGAACGACCAACGUUUCCAAUCGUUGCACAGCGAUGGCAGCGAUGAGUGGACCCUGAAAAUCAGUUCACCGCAAGUGCGAGACAGCGGAAUCUACGAAUGCCAGGUCUCGACGGAGCCCAAAAUUAGUCAAGCUUUCAACUUGAGUGUAGUUGUCUCGAAGGCAAAGAUCAACGGCAAUUCGGAGCUCUACAUCAAAAGCGGAAGCGACAUCAAUCUGACCUGUAUCGUAUUGCAAACGCCGGAACCACCAUCCUUCAUCUAUUGGUACAAAGGCGAUAACGUGAUAAACUACAGCCAACGCGGGGGCAUUAGUGUCGUGACGGAAAAGCAAACGCGAACGUCACGUCUUCUGAUCAGCAGAGCGCUGCCAGCCGAUUCCGGCAAUUACACUUGUGCGCCAUCCACAGCCGAGUCAGCUAGCGUUCUUGUCCACGUGCUCAAUGGAGAGCAUCCGGCGGCUAUGCAACACGGGAACUCUAGCAAUAGCGGCGCGGCCACGCGGACGCUUGCGUUGCUCCUGUUGCUCCUGCACGCCGGCUCCUUCGCGAGGUGACUGGUCGAUCACGAGACACUGCAGUAAGAGAGUAACGGCCCAUAGUUUCACCCAAACAAGAUCGGGACGACGACGAGGGUGGUGCGGAAAAGGAGAGACCAGGAAGGGAAGGACGAACAGGAGCACCAUCCGCGCUAACCAUCAUCUACUAGACUCUAUAAAUCAGCUCGAUCUUCUUUCCGCAUUGCAAUUGGCUCGCCAGGAUAGGAAAGUGCGCGGAGAGAAAACAGAGAAGACAAUGUGAGGCAACUGUUAGCAGCUGCAACCGCGUGUAAGAGAGCUUCACUGGCUUUGCUCUCGCUUCCGGAGCACGAACUCGGGGCCGGCCCUGUCCGGCUCACGUUUCCUUAAAGCAACUUUCGUGCCCCACAUGUUCUAUGUCUCACCGUACUAUGCUGCAACAAUCGAAAAUAGCGACGUGUAGAUCCGAGACGAUGUGUGAAUACGGGAAUGUGUAAACUAGGUAACGACAGGGUGAAUUCUCUUCUUGAGAAUAAGCGACGUUCCAAAGGACGAAUGAUUUCUCUCAUGUCGACAUUCGCGACGGCGGAAUUAGCAUUUCUUUUCCCCGGGCGCGGUAGAUCGCGUAGAUAGCGUAGAUCGUGGAGAUCUAUUGGCGAACACAGCUGACUGUCGUGAAUUUCAAGAGGUAAGAACCAACGUGUUUUCGUGUCCGGACGGACUAACCAGGCGACCCACAUACGCCGGCAAAACCACUGGAAUUCCACUCAAUUUCUGGUCACCGGAUGCGGUAUGGCUUCUUCCGUCGAAGAGAACAAAUAUUUUGAGGUUUACCGUACUUAUCUCGGUUGCGCAAACUUCCGAGAUAUGUGUGUACCAAUAUAUGCCGCAUCAUACGAAUGUCUCAUAAGCCGCCGGAUGUGCAUUUCGACCUCCUUGAAAACUUUACGUCACCGGCUUUCGAAUGCAAUUUCUUUUCAAUCGCGAAUGCGCAUAUAUGUUACAAUCUCAUAUUAGAACAUUGCUUUUACUAUUAGAAUAUUG